Molecule: messenger RNA, 1746 nt
Organism: Phytomonas sp. Hart1
Lineage: Eukaryota; Euglenozoa; Kinetoplastea; Trypanosomatida; Trypanosomatidae
Source: the annotation of a GenBank genome assembly
AUGUCUAAUGCCUUCUCCCCUUCUUUGAUGCUAGCGGGGAUGGACUACAUCGCGCCCUCGUCCGUGUGUAUUAAACCGGCAGCCGUGCAGACAUCGUCCUCCGGGGUGGUGGAGCGGCAUGGGCCGUCCUCACGGGCGGAGGGUCCAUCCGAUCCGACGAAAUCGACCCCGUCCUCUUCGUCUUUUCCCCUACAAAAAGUGGAGGUGAUGAAGAUCUCGCUGCGGGAUUGCCUCGCCUGCAGUGGGUGCGUCACCACCGCGGAAAGCGUCUUGGUAGAAUCGCAGAGCCGCGGUGAACUCAUCGCGGCGGCUCUGGGGCCAAGCAAAGAGACCCCUCCGCCUGCGUUGUUGGUCACCAUCAGCGAUGCCUCGGCGGCCUCUUUGGCGGCGUUUAUGGGCACUUCCGCGGUGGAGGCGAUGGGGUGCAUUUCUGGGUUUUUUAAACACGCGGUUCGCCGCGAUGCGGGGCAGAACAUCCUCGUUUCCGACCUCCGCUGGGCCCUCGCCAUCAGCGCGGAGCUCACCGCCGAUGAGUACCUACGGCGCUGUGAAAAUGACCGGGGGAGCCUUCCGCUGAUUGCGUCCGCCUGCCCUGGAUGGGUGUGUUAUUGCGAAAAACAAGGAAGUGGGUUGCUUUCGUUGCUGAGCCCCUUUCUCUCCCCGCAAGGGAUCGCAGGCUCCUUGGUGAAGCGCUGUGUGGACGAGGGAUGCUAUCACGUGUCGAUCCAGCCCUGCUUUGACAAAAAGUUGGAGGCCGCACGCGAUGGGGGUUACUGGGGGGCUGCGGCAAAUGACGAAGCGGAGAAGGUGCCGUAUACGGACUGCGUGCUGAGCACCGCGGAACUUCUGGAAUGGAUGCGGGAGGUUGAUGAAGAGCUGCCAUGGCGGGCUUCGCUCGAUUCGGAUUAUACGCCCUUGUUGGGAUCUUCCUCGAUUUCCUCGCAAAAUACGCGCUUCUCCGCUGAAGGCGGGGAUCGGGCGGAUGAGUUGAACCACACAAACGAAACACUCGCGCACAUUGAAGGAAGUGGCGGCUAUCUUCGUCGGGCAAUGGAGAAGGUACUGCAUCGUAUUACCGCCAAGAAGGAGAAUCCGGAAGAAACGGAAGAAGAAAAUUCCACCCCCACGCACAUGUUUCAUUAUGAAACGAAACGUAAUCGGAAUCACCAACUCGUCAAGUGUGCUGAACUCCCCCAGCAGGUCUUUUGUGUGGCUUAUGGAUUUCAGCAGAUUCAGAAUAUUGUGCGUGGGCUCAAAAAGAAGCUUCCUGCGGUCCGAUCGUGUACCUUUAUCGAGAUGAUGGCAUGCCCGGAUGGUUGUUUAAACGGCGGUGGGCAGAUUCGUCGGUCGCCGUAUACACCGCAAAACCACGAGGAAACGCUUUGCUCGGUAGAAAGUGCUUUUGAGGAAUUUUUGAAAGGUCCCAAGGCGAUCGUGGUGAAUGAAGAAGGUAGCGAAUUCAAAAAAAAUGGGUCGCAUUCCGGCAGUUUAAUGGAGAAGAGCUCUAAGGACUAUCCGGCGCGUAAUUUAAUCACGUCUUCUUCGGAGAAGAAUGGAAUUUAUGCAUUGGAUUCAACGGUGGAAAAUAAAAAUGCCCCUGCGGAAGAAACUCUUUUUUCCCAAAGACGUGUGAUGGAUAUGCUACACCGCGUAGGUCCAGAUGCAGUGCGCUGCGUAUUCACUGACAGACAAAAGGAAUUUGAAGAAAUGCUCAACAAAGGUAAUCUUCAAAGUCUGAAAUGGUGA